Hemibagrus wyckioides is the source of this 841-nucleotide messenger RNA. RefSeq names its product phosphatidylethanolamine-binding protein 4. The coding region runs from base 157 to 753 and encodes 198 amino acids. The record is from RefSeq and is a predicted model, not a curated record. NCBI's taxonomy places the organism in Eukaryota, Metazoa, Chordata, Actinopteri, Siluriformes, Bagridae. The transcript is spliced from 7 exons.
UUAGGACCAGUCUAAUGAAACCAAAACAUGUUGAUGUGUGCACUGGGCAGGCUUAGUUUCCUAAAUUAACUUUGUUAUUUGAUAUAUUUAUAUGUAUGACCACUGGGGUCAGCUGUUAUUCGACGGAGCAGCAGUUACGGCACCAGAAACUUCGAGAUGUUGUUUCGCGCCUUUAUAGUGCUGGCGCUCGCGUGCACCCUGAGCACGUGCCAGCUCCAAUCUGGACCGUUACAUGACGAGCUCCUGACAGAAGAAGACCGGGGUUUUUGCAGAGAUGGUUUAGAGAUACGUUACCCAGAUGUGGACAUUCGUUCCUGUAUGAUCAUCCCUCAGGAAUUCAGAGAGAAGAUAAGUCAAGAAUGGGGACCUCCACAGGUUCGGGUGGCCACGGCUAGCAAGAAGAAGAAAUACACGUUGAUAAUGGUGGACCCUGAUGCCCCCAGCCGUACUAACCCUUCUCGAGCCAACUGGAGGCACUGGCUGCUGGCUGAUAUUGAAGGAAGCUCACUCAUAGCAGGAGACAUUAAAGGCAGGUUGCUGUCUGAAUACACUCGUCCCACACCUCCUAAGCGUACUGGCUUUCAUCGUUAUCAGUUCCUCCUGUACGAGCAGAACACAGACCAGGUGCUGUCUCUUAGCCAACAAGAACAGCAGUCUCUGGGAAACUGGGAUCCUCAAGCGUUUGUGGAGAAGUUUGAACUUGUUGGUCCUGUGGCCUCGCUCCAGUUCCUUACUCAACACUUUAAAGAUUAGAUGACGCCAUAUACCUGAAUUGGAUCUUACACCUUAUGCAACUGUUCUACAAUCAGGGAAAGCUCAUUAAAAGUAAAACUUGUACUCA